CAUGGCUGCUUACUGUUCACCGACGAUAUUUUUAUUUACGUUUCGUUUGUUAUCUGUUCUAAGACAGGUAGAAGAAGAAACAGUCAGAGUCCGAAGCUAUUUUGAGUAACAGUUCCUUUAAACCAGUCCUCAGGGUUUUGAUACGAGGACGCCAUUUUUUUCAGCCGUAGAGACGCAGACCGUAAACGUUACCGACAGCCGGAUUUCUUUUUUACAUUUUCGCUGCGCUGUCAAGCUGCUCAUCGGUGACCUGCGAUUGAUUUGCCUUUUGUUUGCGUGUUAAGCUAGGUGAACAAUAUAACUGCGAGUCCAACGCAUAUACAUCCGGUAAUAGUCGCUAUGUUCAGCCCUGUGAAGUCCUCUUAUUUCAGAGUCAGCCCGGCCAUUGUCAACAGAGAACUCGGCAAGACCAAGAUGAGAUAGCAAGAGGGCACAUCGGAGUGCUAACACGCGGUUUACUACGAGGCUGAGUCUCAGCCUAACUGAGAGAAAACUGAGUAAAAAUUUAAAAAAAAAUCUCAAAUCUCACGGGGCAUGUUUGGUAAUCUUUUCGAGGAAGAGGAGGGGGAAGGCUUCUCUUCCACUUCCUCCAAAGGGAGAGUUGCAAAGGGGGGAGACGAGCCACCUCCAGCCAGAGGAAGAAGCAAUUUGUGCGGCAUCAAAAACCAGGGAGGGACGUGCUACCUGAACUCUCUGCUCCAGACCCUGCUGUUCACCCCAGAGUUCAGAGAGGAGCUGUUCGGUUUGGGGCCAGAGGAAUUAGGAUGUCUGGAAGACAAAGACAAACCGGGGGCCAAAGUCAGAGUGAUCCCACUGGAGCUCCAGAGGUUAUUUGCCCGUCUGUUGUUGGUGGACCAGCAGAGCGCCUCCACUUCUGACCUCACUGACAGCUUUGGCUGGAACAGCAGCGAGGGCACAAAUCAGCAUGAUGUGCAGGAGCUGAAUAGGAUUCUGUUCAGUGCUUUGGAGCACUCUCUUGUGGGCACCACUGGUAGUACAUUUAUUCACCGGCUCUACCAUGGGACCAUUGUCAACAGCAUUGUCUGCAAGGAGUGUGGAAAUGUCAGCCAGAGACAGGAGGACUUCCUGGACCUGACAGUGUGUGUUUGUGGCGUGUCUAGCCUGGAGGAGGCUUUGUGGAACAUGUUUGUGGAGGAGGAGUUGUUUGAGGGCAAUAACCUGUACCGCUGUGCACAGUGUGACAGGCUGGUCACUGCUGCCAAGUCUGCUAAGCUGAAGAAGCUUCCUCCUUUCAUGACCAUGUCUUUGCUGAGAUUCAGCUUUGACUUUGCCAAAUGUGAGCGAUACAAGGAGACAGGACGCUACAGCUUCCCUCUCACCAUCAACCUACGGCCAUUUUGUGAACAGUCUGAUGGAGAAGACUCUGAUUACUCCUAUGACCUGUUCUCUGUGAUUAUCCAUAAGGGAGGCUGCUAUGGUGGCCAUUACCACGUUUAUAUCAGGGACAUAGACCAGCUCGGCCAAUGGGAGCCCCCGGAGGAGGACUGUAAACCUAAAACUCAGAGGAAAGUCAAGGAGGAGGUCAGGAAGGAAGUGUGUGAGCCAAAACUACAGGAAGAUGACCCUUUGUCUGUCCUAACUACUAUAAUUGUCCAGGAACCAUCAAAGAGUGUCCUGAUGGACCAGCUGGGCCAGAAACUCAUGGAUAAGACCGGUUCAUCCUGGAACAAAAAGUUCAGAAAACACUAUGGUCCCAUAGGAAAGUUCCUUCAGUCCCACAAUGAUGUGUUCAUGUUGGUGUCCAGUGGUACCAGAGUGGCACUGAAAGCAAACCUGCCAAGCCCAGUGUCUGAGCCCACUGGCCCACCAGAGCAGACCAUUAUCUCUGAUCCUUCAACACCUUCAGACACAGGCGCUGCUGAACAACAGCAAGGACCAGACCAGAAGCCAGAACCUGAACCGGAGCAGGGUAGCCACUGGUUUGAUCUUAAUGACUCCACGGUGACCUCCAUCAGGGAGUCUGACAUAGAGAAGCAGUUCCAGGGCAAAGAGAGUGCAUACAUGCUGUUCUACAGAAAAACACAGCUGCACAGGCCCAGUGAAGCUCUGAACAACCCACAAUAUAAAGUUCCCUCUCAACUCGUCCAGAUGGCUCAGGAGGAGAACAUCAAACUGCAACAGAUGCGUGAGAAGUUUGAAGCCACCAACAACACAGUGGAGCUGCAUCUGCACCUGGCACCGUGUUAUAGGCUAGAAAAUGGAGCCUUGCAACCAGCCAACAAAGGGCACACCAGGAGCACCACCCUCAGUAUCGACCGUAGAAAGACUGUAGGAGACCUUCGAUUAGCUAUUUACCAGAUGCAGGAACUCUGGGAAGGGGAUAUGGCUUUGACUGUGGCCAAGAGUCUUCCAGCAGGUCUGCACCUCUACAAUACUCUUACAGAUGACAACAUCUCCCUGUACAGUGCAGGCAUCUACACAAACUCUGACUUGUUUGUGUGGAACGGCAGAGAGGUGUGUGGUGCGACUAUCCUAACCGGGGCUGAGUGGGAGCCUGUGCUGCUGACUGUAGUCCGUCCCUUUUUGGGCGAAGAUGUGGAGCAGGAGGUUGAGAAUGGGGUGGAAUGUGAGGAGAGCAGAGGUGUUUUUGAAAAUGGGGGGCCAGGGCUUAAAAGGGAGGCGAGAGGGUUUGCAGGUGGUGUGACACUUGGGGAGGUGAAGGAGGCUCUGGGGGAGCCUAAGGAGAGCCUGCUGUGCCAGGAGCACAAGGGAGGAAAGAGAGGAGAGCAGGGGGCAGGAGAGGGAGGAGGCGCGAGCGGAUGGAGGGUGUUCCCACCCGAUGACAUGCAGCGGACGCUAAAGGAGCUGUCGCUGAAAGAUGGAGACGCGCUGUUGGUGCUGGAGCCACAGUCGUUCGACGGCAGUGUGUUUACCCGAAACGGAGACGUCGUCACUGUGACCACACCGUCUGACUGCCGCUGGCUCCAGGUGGAGUUUCGACCACAGGGAGGAGGAGGAAGUGGUGAAGGAGAGGGGGAGGAGGAAGAGGAGAGGAGGAAAAUUAAGGUUCCAGCCACAGGAAAUAUGCUGCUGUGUGAGGUGAAACAGAGGGCCUUAGAGGAGCUGCAGCUCCAGGAGCAACCCCCAGGUGCACAGUACUGUCUGAGACAGGUGGACUGCACAGGGAAACUCCUUCCUCCAGUGUGUGAGGAGCUGAGUGUUCGGGAUGCAGGCGUGCGACUCAUGACCACACUGACUCUCUGUCCGGGAAAUGCCCCCAAGGCUUCACAGCUUUUCUUGCAUUUUACCGUGGGCACAGCGCCCUCUGCUGGCACGGAGAUGGACUUAAUUGUGGAGGAUACUUGUACUGUAAAAGAGUGUCUAAAGGCAAUGCUGGAUGCUGUCGGACUCGAUGGUACCUGUUGGCACUUGAGGAGGCUCGAUUGGUGUGAAGAGGUUGGAGAGCCACUUAUGGACGAGGAUGCAACUCUGUCAGAGCUGAAGAUAAGCAGUGGAGAAACAUUAGUCGUCACAGAGGGACAACUUCCUCCAAAGGGUUUUCUUAAGUUAUCCAUCUGGCUGUAUCUGGAUCCCAAAAACAUGGAAACACAUUUUAAUCACACUGACAAUGGGCAUGCGGAGGAGCAGAUGCUGGAGGUUUUGACUGCAGGUGAAACACAUAGUCACUCACCUUCUCUUUCUGGCGGCAACAUGGUGGACUUGAGAAAUGUAGGACAGGUGGAGAUAUCAGACGAGGCCACGCUGGAGGAUCUCAAGACUCAGGUGUUGACGCUGCCAGCUCUGCAAAACGUGUGUGUGCCAGCCGCUGCGUUCUUACGAGUAUGGCAGCUGGAGGGUCGGAGGCUGGCACGAAUCCUUAGGGGACAACAACUAACGCUCAGGAAAUUGAAGCUAACGGGUGGUACAGACCUUUGUGUGCAACAGCUGCUGAAAGAGGAAGAUCUUGGGCCUAAGGUGGUGUUGCUAAAUAUUAAGAUGGGAGUACCGGGGGAGAGGUGUUACUACCCUCCAGAAGAGCUGGUUUGGGACGCAUCCCGUGAUUCUUCCCCUCGCUCUCUACGCACUUGUCUGGCCGCACACUACUGCCUCUCCCCUGACUCUCUACUGUUGGCCAAACACCAGCCAGACAAGCACAUCUGGGAAGAAAUAUCCAACUGGAGCCAGCAGAUUUCCAAAAAGAAAAAGAAGAAGAGAACAGAAUCACUGCUGGGAGCACCAUUCCACCUCAAAGAUGGCGACACAAUUGGCAUCAAGAAUCUUUUGAUUGACAACAACAGGGACUUCAUCACCCCAGAGGAUGAGCAGGGCCAGCAGAGGCUCAAAGAGCAGACAGAGCAAUGCAGGAAAGGAGCGCAGGCUGUUGGCUCAGAUGGUGCUGGACCACAGAAGAAGGCUGGACAGAUCAAAUCCAGAAAGCCAGAGGUGGCGCUGUCAAUCAAUGUUGGGGUAUUCAGAUAGCACCCUCCUGCAAUAGGUUCAUGGACAAAUCAGGACUGCCUGUAAAACUACAGCACAUGCACACACACACACACAUACACAGAAGCCACGCUGCAGUUAGUACAAUCGACUUGACGUAAGUGUUGUGCCAUUUUCUUUUUUUCCAAAACUUUUUUUAAAACCUGACAGAAUCAAACCCUAAAUUUCUUUCUGCUUCCCAUCUGUCUGAUUUAUUAUUGACAAAGGAAGAGAAAGAACUUAAUCUUUGGCACUUUGAUUUGCUGUUUUGUGAUAACUGACUGUAAUUUGCAUUAUGUCUAUGCAAUAUUACUUAAUAUUUUUAGUACACGACCCAUGUUUGUCUUGCUUUUGUCUGUCUUUACAAGCUCUCAAAAUUACAACCACCACACAUGCUCUUUAAUUCAAUUUCAGUUUUUAUAUUUUCUGAGGGACAUUUGAAGACAGUAUGACCUUCAUGACUUUUUUGCUUUAUCAGUCUCUGUCUCAAAUACUGCUGUGGCUAAACUGUAGCAAUCAGGGUGAAAAAUUUCUACUUGUGGCCAACAGCCAGUGGCUUUUAAAUUGUGUCUUUCUUUGACCAGGAAAACAAGCCACGGCAGUAGGGAAUCAACCAUUGUCCUGAUAUUCUUUAUUAGGUAACUGGUUAUAUAAUAAGUGACUCUGAUUUUUAUAAUAAACCUGUCACUGUGCGCCAUAAACAAAAAAAAAAAAAAACAAUCUGGAUCGUGGGCUGUAUAGAUCAGUUUAUUUUAGGUUGACAAGGGAGAGGAGAGACAGGCCUUAACAUGGAGAAGCCUUAGUGCUGCUCUGUCCUCCCUACCUCACUCUCUGCCUUUCCCACUCUACCUCUGCUGCCCUGUCUUGUUUUUUUAUUUUGUGUCUCAUUCAUCAUUUUAUUUUCCUGUAAACUGUAAACUGCUACCCUGCUCUAAUUACAGUAAAAUUUCAAUACAGUUAAAGUAUUCA
Molecule: messenger RNA, 5406 nt
Organism: Toxotes jaculatrix (banded archerfish)
Lineage: Eukaryota; Metazoa; Chordata; Actinopteri; Toxotidae
Gene: usp40
Product: ubiquitin specific peptidase 40
Exons: 31
Coding region: 535-4440 (1301 amino acids)
Biological process (GO): protein deubiquitination
Cellular component (GO): nucleus; cytosol
Molecular function (GO): cysteine-type endopeptidase activity; cysteine-type deubiquitinase activity
Source: RefSeq, a predicted model, not a curated record